CGAGUCCGUUGCUGCUUCUAAACAUCUGACUUGUCUUUCUUCAUCUCUUUCGUUUUUCAAACUAACCAUCUUCAUCGUCAUCACCAUCCUCCACGACCAAUCCACGCAACAACAACAACAACAACCACCACCACCACCAUGUCUACCGGCCAGAUCCCCCCCGGAGGUACCUACCUCAACACCCUCAAGCGUUCCUUCACCGACGUCCCCGUCCAGGCCGACAAGGGCAAUGCCAUUCCCACCACCGAGUUCCUCGAGGCUGCCGAGUCGCUAGUCUCCAUCUUCGAUGUGCUCGGCUCUGCCGCCUUCUCCCCCGUCAAGAGCGACAUGCUCGGCAAUGUCGAGAAAAUCCGCCAGCGUUUUCUUGCCGCCCCUACCGAGUCCGAGACUCUCCAGGACCUUGUAAACAACGAGCAAAAGGCCAAGGAGAACAAGGCCGGCCAGGCCCUGCUCUGGCUCGUCAGGGGUCUCGAGUUCACUUGCAAAGGUCUUGCCAACAACGUCGCCGCCGCUGACCAGGAGCUUUCUACCUCGUUCCGCGCUGCCUACGAUGUCACCCUCAAGCCCCACCACAGCUUCCUCAUCAAGCCCAUCUUCAGCGCUGCCAUGAGCGCUUGCCCUUACCGUAAGGACUUCUACACCAAGCUCGGUGACGACCAGGACAAGGUCAACGCUCAGCUCAAGGAGUACCUCGCAGCUCUCGAGAACUUUGUCAUCAUCCUCAAGGCCUUCCUCGACAGCAAGGGCAUCAAGAAAUAGACGAAUCACGCCAAGAGGACAUACACACGACGCGACGGCAAGGCGGCACCACAUAUUAUUUUUUCACGAGCCAGCAUUCAUAUCUAUACCGAGAGGCGGAACUGGUUUCCCGUCCGACUCAGAGACGGGGACGAUCACGGGCUAGAGGGGACUGGAGCACCAUAGCACCGCAGGCCUUUUUGUCUGUCAGUUGUCUUUAUCAUUAGUAGUAGUUAGUCCGCAUCGCGUUGCGUGGUGUCUGAUAUUGUUAAUGCCUAUUCUUGAAUAUCCAUUAUCCGG
Neurospora tetrasperma FGSC 2508 is the source of this 1038-nucleotide messenger RNA. RefSeq lists its product as uncharacterized. Lineage: Eukaryota; Fungi; Ascomycota; Sordariomycetes; Sordariales; Sordariaceae. The record is from RefSeq and is a predicted model, not a curated record. The transcript has 3 exons. Gene Ontology annotation, biological process: intermembrane lipid transfer; ceramide transport. Gene Ontology annotation, cellular component: membrane; cytosol; cytoplasm. Bases 139 to 759 code for a protein of 206 amino acids. Gene Ontology annotation, molecular function: ceramide 1-phosphate binding; ceramide 1-phosphate transfer activity.